This is a messenger RNA of Hyalella azteca, 1491 nucleotides long. Its product is annotated as immunoglobulin A1 protease autotransporter-like. The transcript is spliced from 4 exons. The annotation marks the transcript as partial. The record is from RefSeq and is a predicted model, not a curated record. Lineage: Eukaryota; Metazoa; Arthropoda; Malacostraca; Amphipoda; Hyalellidae.
AUGGCCACGGCGGAGAAGAUUUCCGUAGAUUCCAGAGCCAAAUCAACAGUCGCAAGCCGACAGCGCCGACCAUCAGAAUCCAACUCACCUCCGGGACACACGUUCCAAAACGAUCCAGAAAAAAGGGUCGUGAAACCGCCAAAAAAAUAUACCCUAACAUCACCUGGGGAAGACAGGAAGAAGGGAACUACAAGGAUCUCAACCCCCGUUCCUCCUCCUAAUCCCCAGGUAUACGUGCUCCCCACGGAGAACGUUAAAUUGGUUUUCCCUGACGAUGACGAAACUGUAAUGGCUGCUAACCUGAGAGCUCUUGAUGAUAAACUGGGCCGGCCAUCAGACCUGCACGCGAUCAUCCUUGAGUCCGGCGAAGAUGUCGACACUUUCAGCAGAGCCCUGCACAGCUUCCAAGAGAGAAACUACAACGCAAAAAAGGUGACGGAGGCUCAACAAGCGCCGGCAACCUACCAGCAAGAAGAGCUUAACCUCUACCAGCGCAACGGUCCGCAGACACGACCUUCUUCCCGGCACAAACUGCGCAACUCGCAGAAGCAUUUAAUGGCGGUUCCCCAUGUGUAUCAUCAGCAACAGGCCUUGGUGCAAGGCAGUCCGUACCUGCUGCAACAAAAUCCUCAUCAAAAUUUGGUGUAUCGCCCGCUUGUGGAGACUCGUCGAGGAUACCGACGCCGAAGAAGCGUUGUAAGUUUCGAAACCAGUUCCUCUAGAUAUCUAAUUCCAGUUUCACGUAAAGCUAGAUCACCUGAUGAUGAGAGCUCAGAGAACGGAAGAAAGGAACAAAAGAAACAAGGCAGUGAGGAGAGCGAGGACGAUGAAAGCAUGGAAAGUAGAGAGGAAAUAAAAGACAGGCUGGCAAAAAAGCCCGUGAUGACGUCUGCAAAAAUGACCGCGAAGCUAUCGCAAGCAGAUGAAAAUUCUGCGUCACGGAAGCAAACUACACCAACAGCCAACUUUUCAACUACGGCGCCUGCUAAAAUAACUAACGAUGCCCCUCCAGCUAUUUCAUCUACUACCCAACCUCUUUCGGAGAAGACUAAAACGAAUUCAAACAUCGCAAACACAACUAAAGAACCCAAUUCAACGGCCUCCGUACCGACUCAAGAUUCAUCGCCGUCUCAAACCUCUGCCACCGCUCGCCCAGAAGCGGAUGGCGGCUUUGUGCUCCCGACAUUCGUUCCCGACAACUUGCAGGACUAUCUUGAUGGGUUCAAUGAUAUCAGUAAGAGCACUGAGUCUCCAGAUAGUUCUGAAAAGAGCUCCGAAUCUGCAGAUAGUUCUGAAAAGAGCACUAAAUCUCCAAAUAGUUCUGAAAAAAGCUCCGAGUCUCCAGAUAGUUCUGAAAAGAGCUCUGAGUCUUCAGAUAGUUCUGAGAUGGCCCCUAAUUCACCAGAAAGUAAUGAAAAAAGCUCUGAAUCUGAAAAUGGUUCAGGGCAUCCAAAUAGCUCUGAGAUGAGAUUAAAAUCAUCAAACCCCAAA